This is a messenger RNA of Microdochium trichocladiopsis, 2553 nucleotides long. RefSeq lists its product as uncharacterized. The transcript has 5 exons. The coding region runs from base 1 to 2553 and encodes 850 amino acids. Lineage: Eukaryota; Fungi; Ascomycota; Sordariomycetes; Xylariales; Microdochiaceae. Gene Ontology annotation, molecular function: protein binding. The record is from RefSeq and is a predicted model, not a curated record.
AUGGCCAUCGAUGCAGAGGACCUCGUCAUCCAGCCCUUCCGGGAGCUCGUCGAGCGUGGUAAGGAGGCAAUCGCCAACGCCGGCGAUGCUGCCGAUGAGGAUCCCGACCAGGCCAAGGUCAUGGCCAAGGCGGCUGCAAGUGUGGUCAAGGAAGGUGAGAGAGCGCUGGGUAGGCUCCAGCCCUUAUGGGAGCAGCAGUUGGAAAAGUACGGCGAUGCCUUUACCGAAGCAAUUCGGGAUGAUUCUACAAUCGCCGAGGGCCGUCGUGUCUUGGAGGACCUGCUGUAUGAUUUUGACGACUAUACAGAGUUGGACACGUUCGAGGCCGAGCGAUAUACCCAGCUCCAGAGCGCCUCGAGGUCGUUUGCCAGAUCAGCCAUCGAAACAAUCAAGACAAUGAAGAUUGACGCACCAGUCCCCAGGGGGCUGCCUCAACCACUAUCCACACCCAUCACGCCCACUUCGCCAGAUCCUACACAGCUAACCUUUCCGCCACUGCCACCGCUGCCGCCACUAUCGCCCAAAUCUGCUGCCUCACGCCCGCAAACGGCCUAUGAGGCGACGCACGCCUCGUUCCACAACCACCAUAACGUGCCUCCUCUGCCGGCCGUCCGUGCUAAUGGGGUUACCAGCAUGCGAAGCAGCCGGGCCGAUGGCCUGACGAGGAACGACACCCGCAUGUCUCACAGCUCUCAGGGGUCGGCCAGGAGAGCCUCAUCGCGGGCAGGCACCAACCAUCACAGCUCAGUGCAGUUCGAGGUCGCCGAGGCUGCACACCGCGUGUCGCCGAAUCUCGAAGUCCUAGGUGAGGAGAUGCACAAGAUUCGGCUCGUGCAGGGCGGCGCGCAGAGCCCGCCGCCGCCGCCGCCGCCGCCGCCGCAGCAGCAGCAGCAUUUGCAAGGAGGAGUACCACCACCACUCCCAGUUGGCUCUCCCUGGACAAUUCCACGCACGACGGCGUGGGUUACGGAGCAGGCCAACUCGGUCGAACCCCCACAGGCGCGGUUUCGCGACUCCAUCCCGGAGGACACGAUCCCUGGGCUGGCGGCGACAAAUGGCCAUGCCAAGAUCCGCCAUCCUAACAACAGGUAUACCAGUGACAGCUCAAGACGGGCGAGCUCCGUGUUUGACGGACCGGCGAGUCCAGAGACGACCGCGCGCCGGUCGUCGAACACCUCACACAGUAAUGGAGACGACUUCACGACGCUCGAUCAAAACUAUCAGCGUCACAACAUCCGGUCAAGCUCGAUGGUCCAUCUUGAUGCCAGGGGCGAGCAGGUCGAAGCUCGGCCCGGUUCACGAAUGGACGCUUUGGCCGAGCACGAGGAACAGCCGCUGCCUAUCCAGCAUCCGGACCCACAGUCUUUCGACACGGGGCUAAUGCUUGCCCGCGAGGACGAGGGCCAGUCCUUGAGUCGAUCAGCCACGCCCAUCUGGUAUAGUCGCAAGGCGAACUGCUCGAUCGGCCCUGAAAGCAGUCUCUAUCAGCAGGGCGGGUUCUGCAGGGGAGCCCUCGCGUUCAGGACCGAUGGCUUAGAGUCCGGCACGAAGAUAGUCUACGACUAUUUGGACAAGAAGUCUGAGAAUCAGUGCAUCAGCUGUGAGUAUAGGCAAGAUACUGCUCGGAUACAAAACGACAUGCGCAGAGCAGCCAACGCCAACUUCAUCACGGAAGGCGUCAUCUACCGCUCGCGCUUCCUCUACAAGAGCCACAUGUCGACCAACAUCAGCACCUCGACGCCCUUUGCCUGCGUCUUCUGCGCCCAGGACGGCCGCACUACGCGCGAGGGCGACGCGACCGUUUUCCGCAACAAGGACCAGCUCUUCAAGCACCUGGCCCGCCACCCGCAGCCGCUGCCGCCGGUGAACGGCGUCACUGUGCUCUACGGGACGGUGGCGAAGGACCACUUUGACGCGGCGGACUUCGACCUGCACUUCCCCGAGUCCGCGGCGGUCGCGAACAGCGUCGUCACGGACGAGCAGUCGGAAAAGUUGGCGCGCCUGCCCACCGCGGUGGCGCGCAAGACCCACAUCGAGGGAUACGGCCCUGAUAAUCUCGAGUCCAGUAUCCUGCGGUUCUACGCCGGCGCGCGGAUAAUUGGGAUCGAGUUCCCUGAGCAAUACGAUGGGAAGUGGUGCAGGGGGUGGCACGACGGCCUGCGUGGUUACUUUCCGAGCAAGAUCAUCGAGCUGGAGCCCCCGACUAAAUCAGAGGUGAGGCUGCCGGGCAUGAACAACGACGGGGUCACGCUCAAGGCGCGGUGGAAGUGGACACCCAAGGACGCCGGCGCGGGAUGGCUGGUUUUUGACAAGGGCGACGUCAUUUCAAACGUCAGCUGGACCAACCAGGAGCAGUGGUGCUGGUCGGGCAUCACCAAGAACGGCAAGGCCGGGUUCUUCCCGCAGACGCACAUCAAGCCCGAGUCUAUUUCAGCAGCAAUCUCCUCGGGGCCGUCCUUCAGUGGCAGCGGUGCAAAGAGUAUCAAAGGUGGGAGCAAGAUGAAGAUGUUUGGGCUGAGGCGAACCACGACCGUCUCGUCGAACAACAGCUGA